This is a messenger RNA of Anguilla anguilla (European eel), 4975 nucleotides long. Its product is annotated as SHC-transforming protein 4-like. NCBI's taxonomy places the organism in Eukaryota, Metazoa, Chordata, Actinopteri, Anguilliformes, Anguillidae. Gene Ontology annotation, biological process: intracellular signal transduction; cell surface receptor protein tyrosine kinase signaling pathway. Gene Ontology annotation, cellular component: plasma membrane. Gene Ontology annotation, molecular function: receptor tyrosine kinase binding. Bases 2031 to 3761 code for a protein of 576 amino acids. The record is from RefSeq and is a predicted model, not a curated record. The transcript has 12 exons.
AAAUGGGUUCACUGCUUCUCCAGUUUAAGAUAACUGGCUUGUUGUAGAAUUUAUGCUGAACACUUCUAGUAGUUUAUUGGGUCAUGAUAUAGACAUAGUUUUUUGUGUCAUUUUAAGAAAAGGGUAAUUAUUUGAAACAAGCAUUUAUAAAGGCAGACAGUCAGUGAUUUUGUUCUCAGUCAUCAGUCAUAUUUUUUCAAUAAUCACCCAGCAUUGUACGAAAUUUAAGUGGUAAGAAUUGUGGGCCCUCUUGUUUUGCUUGCCAUAUUUGUACAUGUCGUAGGUGUCUCUAACCACCACAAGGGGGAGCUAAAAAUCAAAGUGCCUCCUGGCUGGUUUUGUGAGUCACCAUCUGCUGUACUGCAGCAGUCAGAAGCUUUAAAGGUCAUUUUAAUGGUCUUACAAGUCAAGACUGAUCUUGGUUCUCUCAAGAAAGUGGAAAGCUAGGCUUAUACUGUCCUAAGCUUGGCGAUGCUCAAAAUAAAAUGUUAAAAUAUCCUUAAGAUCAUUUAUGCGGAAAUGCAAAGGAGAUGAUUUGUCAGUUCAUUAGCAUGUGUGUAAAGCAAAUUGAAAAUCAAAUUUGAAUUAGUGAGCAAUGUCAUGAAAUAUACAAAGAAAACGGUAUAAAUAACCGUAGAUAUGCAGAUGCUUAAUUUCUGUACUUAACAAAGUGUAAACAACAUUUAGUCAGUUUAAAAGCCCACACAACUGCCCACACACUUAGUCUUCACUGGUGAAAAACACCCUGGUUUGUACAGUAUGCAUCAUUAUAGCCCACUUCAAUAUCUAAAUGCAUUUUGUGAUGCAAAGGUUAAUGAACUAUUCUUCUUUUAUGUCCCUCACGCUUUCAUAUUGCAUGAAGCUUAUUUUGCAAAUGGAAUUAAUAUCCUCCCACACAAGGUGCAUUAUUGUUAAAAAAAGCAAUUAAUUUUUCCACAUCCGGUUUUCACAGAGUGCAUACGUUUUAAUGUAUGAGUCUGUGCUGUGAGCUUCCAGAAACAAAAGCACCGAAGGGUCUAAGGUACAGAUAAGCGAAGGGGAAAAGCUCUUCCUCUCUCGCGCUGGAGAGGAAGUGAAUGCACCCAGAACUGCCGUGACUCUGCUCUACAGCCUGCCACAGCGGCUCUCAUCUCUGGCCUUCGUCUGUGUCGUUGCGAUAGGCUGACAAAGUUGAACGAGGAGACCGAACAGUCAAUAAAAAAAGGCCAGAUUCUAAGAAAGAAGCAUCAUCGCAUCCCUAGGGAAUAAUACCAUAAGUCUUUGUGUCCUAGGUAACAGAUUCAGAAAUGUUCUUUUUUUAAUACCACGUCUAUGUCUUUUAGAAGGCCCAUCUUUCCUUUGUACCUUUCUUCUGUGAAUUCUCUCGUUUUGUUUAGCUGCUCUCACCUGUGUGGAUUAUUUGCGGCCAGAUAACAAACUGAUAAUGUUGAAAAAGAACAUUCAAAUUGGUUCUGCUUUAGUGUAUUUAUGGUGCAUGAGUCACCCUGCUGCUCUCUGAUUGGAUGGAAGCUUGGAAGGAAAAAAAAAAAAAGGGAAAAAAACCCUCAGGGACUGUCAGUCAAUUACAGGCAUCUCCAGCUUCAUUCACACAUUUGUCGGCAUGCGCAGUGAGGGAGAAACUCAUUCAUGAAAAAAAGGAAAAGUUCAUUCAUGAAAAUUGCAACAUCCUGCGCCUCCUCUCAGUGCCGAGCGGAGCUGCAUAGCAGUGAGAAUGACCUGGCCUGCCAGAGACAGCGAGGAGGCUGAAGGUGGAAACAGGAGCAGCCAACGGGGGCCACAAGUGUGAGGGAGAGAGGGGAGCGAGUGCGCUGCGUGGCCUGUGUGUGUGUCCGUUUGUGUCCGCGUGUCUGUUUGUGUGGGGAGCGCCUGCGAGAUUUAACGCGUGUGGAGACUACAGCAAAUGCCAUGGACUGACUGAAAAGAAGUGGAUCAACCAAUAAUAUGGGAGAAGACUGCAGAACUGGUGGAGAUACCGUACGCCACGGUGAGCGGGUGGAUCUGGUUUGGGAAGAUUCCGGCUGUCUCUGGCUAUGAGAGAACAGAACGGCCUGGGACUCAGCGCACUGCAUGUAGGACUCUCCGCACAGACAGGCAUGCUGCACCGCACCAAGUACAGCCGCUUCCGCAACGACUCCGUCACCUCCUUGGAGGACGGCGCGCCCAACGCCUCGGCCUUGGCGGCGGCCGCCAAGACGGCUCCCUGCCCUGCCUCCGCCACCCCCCCGUGCCAGAAGGCCGCGCCCCGCCAUCACCCUGACCGGGGCGGUUUGGGUUCUCCAGAGGAGGGCACCUCGACCCUCUGUACUUUCAUACCUAGGAUGGCCAACAUCAAGAUCUCCAGCCCUGCUGCUCUGCUGGGGCUAAAGGGACUGGCCCUGGCCUCCAGGGAGGGCCCCCGUGGCAAGCUGUCUGCGGACUGCGGCACGGCCAAAGGCCAGCAGCACCUCUCUGGGUACCUGCCGCCCUCUUCUCACCUCGGACAGGACCGAGGCGACAGCAAGCUGGCCAUCCGGACUGAGGGCUCGUCUUCCUCUCUCAAGCCCGCCAUGGCGACGGACUGCCUCAGCCUGGACGUUCUGGAAUCUGGAAUGACCUAUCACAUCAAGUACAUGGGCUGCUUGGAAGUGAUCCAGUCCAUGAGGAUGCUUGACUUCGAAACGAGAACACAGGUCACACGGGAGGCCAUAAGUCGUCUGUGCGAGUAUGUGCCAGGUGCAAAGACUGCACCCAAACGCAAGAAGCCCCCAAGUAAAGGAUUGUCAACAAUUUUGGGCAGGAGCAACUUGCAGUUUUCUGGAAUGAACAUCAAACUGAACAUCUCAACAGACAGUCUGAGUUUAACAACUCUUGACUCCCAGCAGACUAUUGCCCACCACCAUAUGCAGUCCAUAUCCUUCGCUUCUGGAGGAGACCCUGACACAACCGAUUAUGUUGCUUAUGUCGCCAAAGAUCCAGUCAAUCAAAGGGCUGUCCAUAUAUUGGAAUGUCCAGAAGGAUUGGCUCAAGAGGUGAUACACACUAUAGGGCAAGCCUUUGAGCUUCGUUUCCGACAGUUCCUAAAGAAUCCCUCCUCUCUCAUUGUGUCCAAGCAAAGGGCGACGGAGGCAGACGGUGGCGGAGGCCGGGGUCAGGAGAGCGCCGAGAUCCAUGAGUAUUAUAAUGAGAUACCGGGCAAAGAGCCGCCCCCGGGGGGGCUGCUCGACAUGCGGGUUGGGCCGGAGGCGCAGCAGCGGCCCCCCAGCGGCAGCCAGGCAGAAGAAGACGAUCUCCGAAGACCGGGUUGCCCGCAGCACUUAAACGUGUAUGAAAACUGCUCUCUCACACAAAAGCAACUUCCAUCUGCAGAUUUCGAGACAGGUGUUCCCUCGUGCCUGCCGGACAGCAGGGAGACGGUGUACAGUGCCCUGGGUGAGGGCAGCCCCCUCUCCGGGGUUCUCCAGCACGUCCAGCAGCUACUGCAGCAGGAGGCCUGGUACCACGGCAAGAUGAGCCGACGUGAGGCGGAGAGCCUGCUGACGGACAGCGGUGACUUCCUGGUGCGGGAAAGCAGUUCCUCCCCUGGCCAGUACGUGCUGAGUGGCCUGCAGGGGGCCACUGCCAAGCACCUGCUGCUCGUGGACCCGGAGGGAAUGGUGAGAACAAAGGAUCAUAUAUUCGACAGUGUGGGACACCUGAUUCGCUAUCACAUGGACAAUCAGCAGCCAAUAAUCUCUUGUGGGAGUGAGCUGUGUCUUAAACAGCCAAUCAUCCAAAAACAGUGACAAUAUUCUGAGUGGAUAUUAAGCAGUGGACUUAGUCAUUCUAACUUUGAUCGGGUGUUCCGGGGCUUUCUACCAAAAGGAUGAGGUGUUCAGACUGUACUUGCAUGGUGAGACUUUUUAUUGCAGUCAUAGAUAUUCCACUUUUUUCGGCAGCUGUCUUUUUACCAUCGUAAAUUUGGGUUGGAAUUAAAAUUACUUGCAUUUCACACAAAAAAGAAGAAUAACAGGUGACAUGCAUUUUGUGUUGAUGCCUCAAAGCACAAAGCUGUAGAGAAGAGUUGGCUGGCUGAUUGACUUUGGUCUCUGUGUUGGUGAAAACAUUUAUUUUUCUGCUCCUGAAAAUGUGCCUUGAUGCAGUAAUCAGCUUCAGGGGCAAUGAAAGAAGUGUUAUCAGGUUUUAUCAGAUUGUAUAAUAUUGUGUAUAGCAUUUGACAGUUCUGUAUACUGCAAGGUUUUGCCCAUGUUAGACAGCCCUGAAUAAGAUGAUUUAAUAAAUUGCAUUAAUUUGAGGACACUUUAACAAUUACAAUAUAUUUUUUAUAUUUAUAAUAGAAGCUUCGGGUAGAGUACUUCUUACAGUUAUUACAGAUAAUGUCAAAUUUAUCCACCUUACAUCUCUGUCUGUCAUUAACAGUAAGCUAAAAUAGAGUUUUGAAAUAUGCAAGAUCUAUUGGAAAUGUAUACAAAUGUUUAUUUUUGAAAAUAGUCAUAAUAGAAGAAACAUAUCUUGCACAAUGCUGGGUAGUGGUAUUGCUAAUUGAUUUUACUUUCAUGCACACAGGACAUUUCAGUUCACAAGAGCCUUUGUCAGAACCUGUGGAGCAAGGCAUUGCUCUGUGCAUGUUUGCAGAUAAAAUCAAAUUGUGUGACAGUGCAAGACUAGUAUGGGUACUUUUUCUUCUAAUGCAGUUUAAUUAAUCCUGCACUUGCCAGUAGGACUGGAUGUGCAUGCGAUCAUUUUUAAAGUAUUAUUUUUGAAAAUAAAAAUGGCACCCCCUUCCUUGUUAUGCAUUAUGAAUAGUCCAGAAAUGUUUUUUCCUCUGUUUAAUUGAAGUGUUUUGAGCCAGGGAAUGCAUGGGAAGUCAAUGAAAAAUUGUUUAAAUAUAUAUUUUAUUUUUUAACAGUAAUAUAGAUUGGCCACAGUUUUGUAUAUGUUUCUUGAUUCUUUCUUGUGUUAGCCUAAAUAUGUCAAUAUUAAAUAAUUUAAUCACACA